Molecule: messenger RNA, 15162 nt
Organism: Ictidomys tridecemlineatus (thirteen-lined ground squirrel)
Lineage: Eukaryota; Metazoa; Chordata; Mammalia; Rodentia; Sciuridae
Source: RefSeq, a predicted model, not a curated record
CCGCAGCUUCCCGCGCACUCCAGUCCCUGGCUGCCUUGGCCUCGGCCCCACUUCCCUUCUGCUAAGCCCCGCGUCCUCCUCUAACCUCGGGUCUGGACUGGCGAGCAGCGGGGCUGGGAAAGUUUGAGUCACGGUGGGGGGAGCGGAGGAGGCGGGGCCGUGACCCUGAACGGGGUGGGCUCUAGGGCCCGCCUCCGGCUCCCAGCAGGGGGACCCCGCCGCGCGCCCCUGUCCCGCGAGCACCCAGAGCGAGGCGCUGCGCGGCAGCCGCGCUUUGGGCGGCCUCUGGUUCACCAGGGUGACUGCGCUCGCUACGACCUGUCACCGCAGUGGCGAACCAGUCGGUCGCGCCCAGCAUGAUGCCCCGGGCACCGCUCCUGCAGCUGUUGGUGGCAGUCUCCGCCGCUGCGGCGGUGACUGGAGCGCCCGGGACCGUGCUGCCCCCCACCACGGGGGACGCCACUCUGGCCUUCGUCUUCGAUGUCACUGGCUCCAUGUGGGACGACCUGAUGCAGGUGAUCGACGGCGCCUCCCGCAUUUUGGAGCGGACCCUGAGCAGCCGCAGCCAGGCCAUCGCCAACUACGUGCUGGUGCCCUUCCACGACCCAGAUAUUGGCCCAGUGACCCUCACAGCAGACCCAGUGGUGUUUCAGAAGGAGCUGAGAGAACUCUACGUGCAGGGAGGUGGCGACUGCCCAGAGAUGAGCGUGGGGGCCAUCAAGGCCGCCGUGGAGGUCGCCAACCCCGGCUCCUUCAUCUACGUCUUCUCGGAUGCCCGAGCCAAGGACCACCACAAGAAGGAGGAGCUGCUGCAGCUCCUGCAGCUGAAGCAGUCACAGGUGGUCUUCGUGCUAACGGGGGACUGUGGUGACCGCACGCAUCCUGGCUACCUGGCCUACGAGGAGAUCGCCUCCACCAGCUCUGGGCAGGUGUUCCACCUGGACAAGCAGCAAGUGGCAGAGGUGCUGAAGUGGGUGGAGUCGGCCAUCCAGGCCUCCAAGGUGCACCUGCUGUCCACAGACCACGAGGAGGAGGGCGAGCACACGUGGAGGAUCCCAUUUGACCCCAGCCUGAAGGAGGUCACCGUCUCGCUGAGCGGGCCUGGGCCUGAGAUCGAAGUCCGGGACCCGCUGGGGAGGAUCCUGCAGAAGGAUGAGGGCCUCCAUGUCCUCCUCAGCAUUCCCGACUCAGCCAAGGUCGUGGCCUUCAAGCCUGAGCACCCUGGGCUCUGGUCCAUCAAGGUCUACAGCAGUGGCCGCCAUUCUGUGAGAAUCACGGGCAUCAGCAACAUCAACUUCCGAGCCGGCUUCUCCACCCAGCCCUCCCUGGAUCUCAACCACACCAUCGAGUGGCCUUUGCAAGGGGUGCCCAUCUCCCUGGUGAUCAACUCUACCGGCCUGCAGGCGCCUGGCCGCCUGGACUCCGUGGAGCUCACGCACCACUCAGGGCGGCCCCUCCUGACUCUGCCCGCGCAGCCCCUCUCCAACGGCUCCGCCCAGCAGCUGUGGGGCGGGCCACCCUUCCACGCGCCCCAGGAGCGCUUCUAUCUCAAAGUGAAGGGCAAGGACCACGAAGGAAAUGCCCUGCUCCGAGUCUCUGGCGUUUCCUACAGUGGGGUGGCCCCAGGUGCCCCCCUGGUCAGCAUGCCACCUCGGAUCCAUGGCUACCUGCACCAGCCCCUGCUGGUCUCCUGCUCUGUGUACAGCUCCCUGCCCUUCCGGCUUCAGCUGCAGCGUGAUGGCGCCAGGCUGGGCGAGGAGAGGCACUUCCAGGAGUCCGGAAACAGCAGCUGGGAGAUCCCCCGGGCCUCCAAGGCGGAGGAAGGCAGCUACGAGUGCACGGCGGUCAGCAGGGCUGGCACCGGGCGGGGGAAGGCCCAGGUCAUUGUUACAGAUCCCCCACCGCAGCUGGUCCCUGGCCCCAACGUGACUGUGUCCCCCGGAGAGACCGCCGUCCUAUCGUGCCAAGUCCUGGACCAAGCCCCCUACAAUCUGACGUGGGUCCGGGACUGGCGGGUCCUGCCAUCCUCAAGGGACCGAGUCACCCAGCUGGCCGACCUGUCCCUGGAGGUCAGCAGCAUCAUCCCCAGUGAUGCUGGACGGUACCAGUGUGUGGCCAGCAAUGCCAAUGGGGUCACCCGGGCAUCCACCUGGCUCCUGGUGCGAGAGGCCCCGCAGGUCAGCAUCGACACCAGGUCCCAGCACUUCUCCCAGAGCCAGGAGGUGAAGAUCAGCUGCUCGGCCUCGGGGUACCCCACACCCCACAUCUCCUGGAGCCGAGAGGGCCUGGCCCUGCAAGACGACGGCAGAGUCCAAGUGGACACCCAGGGGACGCUGACCAUUCGGGGGUUAGCCCCUGAGGAUGCUGGGAAUUACAGCUGCCAGGCUACCAACGAGGUUGGCAGAGACGAGGAGACGGUCACCCUCUACUAUACAGAGCCACCGUCCAUCUCCGCCGUCAACGCCGUGGUGCUCGCAGCCGUGGGGGACGAAGCUGUGCUGGUGUGCAAGGCGUCUGGGGUCCCCCCACCCCGAGUCAUCUGGUAUCGAGGGGGUCUGGAGAUGAUUCUGGCCCCUGAGGCCUCCAGCUCCGGGAGGCUGCGGAUCCCCGCGGCUCGGGAGAGGGACGCUGGCGUCUACACCUGCCGGGCCGUCAACGAGCUGGGCGGCGCCUCUGCGGAGAUCCAGCUGGAGGUUGGACAUGCGCCUCGGGUGACAGAGCUACCUCAGGAAGUUACCGUGGAGCUGGGCAGGAGUGCCUUCCUGACAUGCCGGGCCACGGGUCGCCCACCCCCAACGGUCACCUGGCGUCGUGGAGAUGGCCAGCCCCUGGGGCCCAGGAGGGGCAGCAAGAAUGGCCAGUGGGAUUCAGGAGUGUUGUUCUUUGAAAGCGCGGCCCCUGAAGACCAGGCCCCCUAUGUGUGUGAAGCUCGGAACGUCUUUGGGAAGGUCCAGGCCGAGACGCGGCUCUCCGUCACUGGGCAUGCCCCCCCACAGAUCGCCAGCAGCGCCUCCACCGUCCGGGUCCUGGAGGGGCAGCCUGUGUCCUUGCCCUGCAUCACCCUGGCCGGGAGGCCCCUCCCCGAGAGGCGCUGGCUCAAGGCGGGCCUGCCUCUCCCCCCGGGCAGCCGGCACUCUGUCCGAGCGGACGGCAGCCUCCACCUUGACCGGGCACUGAGAGAGGACGCGGGCAGGUACAGCUGUGUGCUCACCAACCUGGCCGGCUCCCAGCACCGCGACGUGGAGCUGCUCGUCCAGGUGCCACCUAGGAUCCGUCCCUCUGCCACCCACCACAUCACCAACGAAGGGGUCCCGGCUUCCCUCCCCUGCCUCGCCUCUGGAGUCCCCACCCCCACCGUCUCCUGGACCAAGGAAGCCCGAGCCCUGAGCUCCGGGGGUCCCCGCUACAACGUGAGCAAGGACGGCACCCUGGUCAUCACCCAGCCGUCCCCUCAGGAUGCAGGGGCCUACGUGUGCACUGCCACCAACGCCGUGGGCUUCUCCAGCCAGGAGAUGCGGCUCUCUGUCAACACCAAGCCCAAGAUCAAGGUGAAUGGGUCCCAUGAUGCAGAUGUGCCUCAGAGAGUCACAGCAAAGGCCGGCGAAGAGGUGACCCUGGACUGUGAGGCCCAGGGCUCCCCACCCCCACUGGUCACCUGGACAAAGGACUCGCGCCCUCUGCUGUCCGUCGCUGACAGGCACAGCCUCCUCCCAUCCGGCUCCCUGCGCCUGGCCCAGGCCCAGGAGGGUGACAGUGGCCUCUACGAUGUUGGAGGGCGCAGGCCCAGCCUCGAGAGCCUGUGGGGUAGUGACCUGGUGCCUGCCCAGGGGUCACUCUGUGCGAGGCCCCCACUGGUCUCGCUGGGAGAGCCGCCACACUGGGUUGCCGAUGAGACCAGUGGCCUGCUGGAGCGAGUGGCCGGAGAGAACGCCAGCCUGCCGUGCCCAGCCAGAGGGACGCCCCAGCCGCAGGUCACAUGGCGGAAGGGCCCAUCCGCAGAGCCCCUGCCGGGCCGGCCAGGUGUGGCAGUGCUGGAGGAAGGGUCCCUGUUCCUGUCCUCGGUCUCGCCCUCGGACAGUGGGGAGUACGAGUGCCAAGCCACAAACGAGGCGGGCUCCGCGUCCAGGAGAGCCAGGCUGGUGGUCUACGUGCCCCCCAGCAUCCGAGAGGAUGGGCACAAGGCCAACGUGUCGGGCAUGGCCGGGCAGGCUCUGACGCUGAAGUGUGACGCAAAUGGCUUUCCAGCCCCUGAGAUCACGUGGCUCAAGGAUGGGCAGCUGGUGGGUGUCCCCUGGGAUGGCCUCUCCCCGGGCCUGUCCUUCCCAGCACCCCCCACCAUCUGGGGCUCUAACGAGACAGGCGAGGUGGCCGUCAUGGAGGGCCACCCAGUGCGGUUCCUGUGUGAGGCCCGAGGAGUGCCCACGCCUGAUAUCACCUGGUUCAAGGAUGGGGCCCCGCUGGCCCCCAGCACUGAGGUGGUCUACAGCAGGGGCGGCCGGCAGCUGCAGCUGGCGAGGGCCCAGGACUCGGACGCUGGUGUCUAUACCUGCAAGGCCAGCAACCCCGUGGGGGCUGCAGAGAAGGCCACCAGGCUGGAGGUCUAUGUCCCACCCUCCAUCGAGGGCGCUGGCGGAGGGCCCUAUGCGGUGCAGACCGUGGCUGGGAGGCCAGUGGCGCUGGAGUGUGUGGCCAGAGGCCGGCCACCCCCCACACUGUCCUGGUACCACGAGGGGCUGCCUGUGGUGGAGAGCAACGGGACGUGGCUACAGGCAGGUGACAGUGUGCUGAGGCUGGAGAGCCUGGGAGAGGCGUCCGGAGGCCUGUACAGCUGCGUGGCCAGCAGCCCGGCCGGGGAGGCGGUGCUGCAGUACUCCGUGGAGGUGCAGGUUCCCCCGCAGCUCCUGGUGGCCGAAGGCCUGGGCCAGGUGACCGCCCUGGUGGGACAGCCCUUGGACCUUCUCUGCCAGGCCUCAGGCUCCCCGAUGCCUACCAUCCAGUGGCUGCAGAACGGCCGCCCAGCUGAGGAGCUGCCUGGGGUUCAGGUGGCCCUGCAGGGGUCCACACUGCGGGUCAGUCAUGUGGAGCUGGGCCACGCGGGUCUCUUCGCCUGCCAGGCCACCAACGAGGCGGGCACCGCGGGUGCGGAGGUGGAGGUGUCUGUGCAUGAACUGCCGUCGGUCAGCAUCAUGGGGGGUGAGAACGUCACGGCCCUUUUCCUGCAGCCCGUGGCCCUCCAGUGCGUCGGGGCUGGAGUGCCUCCCCCAAGCCUCCGCUGGUGGAAGGAUGGGGUGGCCCUGGCCACCUCAGGGGGGAGCCUGCAGAUCGAGAAGGUGGACCUGAGGGAUGAAGGCGUGUACACCUGUACGGCCACCAACCUGGCUGGGGAGAGCCAGGGGCACGUGGCCCUAAAGGUUCUGGUGCCCCCCAGCAUCGAGCCAGGCCCAGUCAACAAGGCUGUGCUGGAAAACGCCUCGGUGACCUUGGAGUGCCUGGCUUCGGGAGUGCCCCCUCCCGAGGUCUCCUGGUUCAAGGGCCGCCAGCCUAUCUCUUCUCGGACGGGGGCGACAGUGUCAGCUGAUGGGAGGGCCCUCCUCAUCGAGCGAGCUCGACUCUCGGAUGCUGGGAGCUACCGCUGUGUGGCAUCCAAUGUGGCAGGCAGCACAGAGCUACAGCUUGGCCUGCGGGUCAAUGUGCCUCCCCAAAUCACUCUGCCGCCCAGUCUGCCGGGCCCAGUGCUGCUCGGUGCCCCCGUCCGCCUGACCUGCAAUGCCACUGGUGCCCCCAGCCCCACGCUGAUGUGGCUGAAGGAUGGGAACCCUGUGUCCACUGCGGGGACCCCUGGCCUCCAGGUCUUUCCCGGGGGCCGGGUCCUCACCGUGGCCAGUGCCCGGACCUCCGACUCUGGCAGCUACUCCUGUGUGGCUGUGAGCGCCGUGGGAGAAGACCGCAGGGACGUGGUCCUACAAGUCCACAUGCCCCCGAGCAUCCUGGGGGAAGAGCUGAACGUGUCCGUCGUGGCCAACGAGUCGGUGGCCCUGGAGUGCCAGAGCCACGCCGUGCCCCCUCCUGUGCUGAGCUGGCGGAAGGACGGGAGGCCCCUGCACCUGCGGCCCGGGGUCCGCCUCUCCGCAGACAAGGCCUUGCUGCAGGUGGACAGAGCCGAGCCGUGGGACGCGGGCCACUACACCUGUGAGGCUCUGAACCGGGCCGGCCGCUCGGAGAAGCACUUCAACCUGAACGUCUGGGUGGCUCCAGAGUUCCCCUCGAGCAAGCCCCGCACCCUGACCGUCAACGAGGGCCACCCCGCCAGGCUGUCCUGCGAGUGCCAGGGCGUCCCCCACCCCAAGAUCUCCUGGAAGAAGGACGUGCCCCCGCACAUCGCUGGCCCCUGGGAGCCCCACUCGCUGGUCCCCGUGGUCCAAGGCGGGGAGGCCAGCCUGGAGUGCAAUGCCACCGGGAAUCCCCCGCCCACGGUGACCUGGGAGAGGGACGGCCAGCCCCUGGGAGCUGAGCCUGGCCUACAGCUGCAGAACCAGGGCCACCGCCUGCACGUGGAGCAGGCCCGGGCUGCCCAGGCUGGACACUACAGCUGCGUGGCUGAGAACGUGGCCGGGAGGGCCGAGAGGAGGUUCACGCUCUCGGUGCUGGUGCCCCCAGAGCUUGUGGGAGACCCGGACCUGCUGACCAACGUCACCACUGCCUUGCAUGGCCCCUUGACGCUGCUCUGUGAAGCCACCGGGGUCCCGCCCCCAGCCGUCCGCUGGUUCCAAGAGGAGGAGCCCAUCGACCCUGGGGAGGACACCUACCUUUUGGCAGGUGGCUGGAUGCUGAAGAGGACCCAGGCACAGGAACGGGACCGAGGCCUCUACUCCUGCCUGGCGAACAACGAGGCUGGGGAGGCGCGGAGGAACUUCAGCGUGGAGGUGCUGGUUCCUCCCAGCAUUGAGAAUGAGGACCUGGAGGAGGUGGUCAGAGUCACCGAGGGACAGACAGCCCAGCUGACGUGCAAGGCCACGGGCCACCCCCCACCCCAGGUCACAUGGUUCAAAGACGGCCGGCCCCUGGCUGGUGGAGACGAUGCAACCCUCCUGCAGAUCCCCCAGGCCAGCUUGUCCAGUGCCGGCCACUACUCUUGCGUGGCAGCCAACAGCAUUGGGGAGAAGACCAAGCAUGUCCAGCUUAGUGUCCUGGUGGCUCCCAGCAUCCUGGGAGUGACGGAGGACAGUGCAGACGAAGAGGUGACGGUGAUCGUCAACAACCCCAUCUCCCUGAUCUGCGAGGCGCUGGCCUACCCCUCCCCCAACAUCACCUGGAUGAAGGACGGGGUCCCUUUUGAGGCCUCCAAGAACAUCCAGCUGCUUCCAGGUACCCACGGGCUGCAGAUCUUGGAUGCCCAGAAGGAGGACGCCGGUCAGUACACCUGUGUGGUCACCAACGAACUCGGGGAGGCCAUGAAGAACUACCACGUGGAGGUCCUCGUUCCCCCUUCCAUCUCCAAAGACGACCCCCUGGGGGCGGUCAGCGUGAAGGAGGUGAAGGCCAAGGUGAACAGCACGCUCACCCUGGAGUGCCAGUGCUGGGCCGCGCCCCCGCCCUCCAUCAGCUGGUACAAGGACGGGCGGCCCGUGGCCCCCGGGCAGCGCCUCCGCGUCCUAGGGGAGGGGCGGCUGCUCCAGAUCCAGCCCACUCAGGUCUCCGACUCCGGCCGAUACCUGUGCGUGGCCACCAACGUGGCUGGGGAGGAUGACCAGGACUUCAACGUGCUCAUCCAGGUGCCCCCCAUGUUCCAGAAGGUAGGAGAGGCUGGUGCACCCUUCGAGAUCCUGUCCCACGAGGAGGAGGCCCUGGGUGGGGUGACGGAAUACCGGGAGGUUGUGGAGAGCAACCCAGCCUACCUGUACUGCGACACCAAUGCCAUCCCGCCCCCCGAGCUCACCUGGUACAGGGAGGACCAGCCCCUCUCGGCCACGGAUGGCGUCUCUGUGCUACAAGGAGGCCGGAUCCUGCAGAUCCCCCUGGUGCGGGCUGAGGAUGCCGGGAGGUACUCGUGCAAGGCCUCCAACGAGGUGGGCGAGGACUGGCUGCACUACGAGCUGCUGGUGCUGACCCCGCCUGUGAUCUUGGGUGACACAGAGGAGCUGGUGGAGGAGGUGACCGUCAACGCCAGCAGCAGCGUCAGCCUCCAGUGCCCGGCCCUGGGCAACCCCCCGCCCACCCUCUCGUGGCUCCAGAACGGGCUGCCUUUCUCCCCAAGUCCACGGCUGCAGGUCCUAGAGGAUGGACACGUGUUGCAGGUGUCUACGGCAGAGGUGGCCGACGCUGCCAGCUACAUGUGUGUGGCCCAGAACCAGGCAGGCUCCGCGGAGAAGCUCUUCACCCUCAGGGUCCAAGUCCCACCACGAAUCACAAGCCAGCACUCGGAGCAGGUCACCACCAUCCUCAACAGCAGCGUCUCUCUCCCCUGUGAAGUCCACGCACACCCGAGCCCCGAGGUCACGUGGUACAAGGACGGCCAGGCCCUCUCCCUGGGGGAGGAUGCUUUCCUGCUGCCUGGCACCCACACGCUGCGGCUGGCGCGGGUCCAGCAGUCGGACUCAGGGACGUACCUGUGUGAAGCCCUCAACGCCGCCGGCCGCGACCAGAGAGCAGUGCAGCUGAGCGUGCUGGUUCCCCCAACCUUUAGGCGGGCUCCCAACAGCCCCCAGGAGACAGUCCUGGUGCAGGUUGGGGACAAGGCUGUCCUAAGCUGUGAGACAGACUCGCUUCCAGAACCGGCUGUGACCUGGUACAAGGACCGGCAGCCCCUGGCCCUGGCCCAGCGGACCCGGGUUCUGCAGAGUGGACAGAGGCUGGAGAUCCUCCCGCCUCAGGUGUCGGACAAGGGUGUGUACAGCUGCCAAGUCAGGAAUGCGGCGGGGGAGGCCACGCGGACCUUCAUCCUCACCGUCCAGGUGCCCCCAACGUUUGAGAACCCCCAGACGGAGACAGUGAGCCAGACGGCGGGGAGCCCGCUGGUCCUAGCCUGUGAUGUGUCAGGGGUCCCCGCGCCCACUGUUACGUGGCUGAAAGACAGAAUGCCCGUGGAGAGCAACGUGGAGCGCCGUGUGGUCUCUCGGGGAGGCCGCCUCCAGCUGAGCGGCCUGCAGCCGGCCCAGGCUGGCACCUACACCUGUGUGGCGGAGAACGCCCUGGCCGAGGCUCGCAAGGACUUCGUGGUGGCCGUGCUGGAGGCCCCCCGGAUAAGGAGCUCGGGCACUGCGCAGGAGCACAGCGUGUUGGAGGAGCAGGAGGUGCGGCUGGACUGCGAGGCCGAGGGGCAGCCGCCUCCCGACGUGGCCUGGCUGAAGGACGGCAGCCCGCUGGGCCAGGGCGCAGGCCCCCACCUCCGGUUCUACCUGGACGGCGGCUCCUUGGUGUUGAAGGGCCUCAGGGCCUCGGACUCGGGCGCCUACACCUGCGUGGCCCACAACUCGGCUGGGGAGGACGCCAGGCUGCACACCGUGAACGUGCUGGUUCCUCCCACCAUUGAUCAGGGAGCAGGCAGCGCAGGGACCCUGGUGAGCAGGCCGGGGGAGAUGGUGACCAUGGCGUGCCCUGUCCAGGGCUCUCCGCCCAUCCACAUGAGCUGGCUCAAGGACGGCCUGCCCCUCCCGCUCUCCCAACGCACCCUCCUCCACAGCUCUGGUCGCACCCUCAGGAUUUCUCAGGUGCACCUGGAAGAUUCCGGCACCUUCGCUUGCGUGGCCGUGAGCCCGGCAGGAGUGGCCGACAGGAACUUCACCCUGCAGGUGCUCGAGCCCCCCAUCCUGGAGCCGGUGGAGUUCCAGAAUGAUGUCGUGGUGGCCCGGGGCUCCUCGGUGGUCCUCCCGUGUGAGGCCCGGGGCAGCCCCCCGCCCCUCGUGUCGUGGGUGAAGGAUGGGCAGCCCUUCCUGCCGCAGAGCCUGGAGCAGGGGCCUGGCCUGCAGCUGUGGACGGUGGGGGUUGGCGACUCGGGGACCUACUCCUGCGUGGCCGUGAGCGAGGCCGGCGAGGCGCGGAGACGUUUCCAGCUGACCGUGAUGGAUCCCCCCUACAUUGAAGACUCCGGCCAGCCUGCAGAGCUGUCGCUAGCCCCGGGAGCCCCCCUGGAGCUCCUGUGUGACGCCCAAGGCAUGCCCCCACCCAACGUCACCUGGCACAAGGAUGAACGGGCCCUGGAGGACCACAGCUCCGCCGGGCAGGCGCUCCGGGUGGAGGCCGUGCAGGUCAGUGAUGCUGGGCUGUACACCUGCCUGGCUGAGAACCCUGCAGGAAAAGUGGAGAAGAGUUUCCGGGUCAGGGUUCAAGCCCCUCCAAAUGUCAUUGGGCCCCGCGGGCCCCGCUCUGUGAUUGGCCUGGCCCCUGGCCAGCUGGUCCUGGAGUGCUCUGUGGAGGCAGAGCCCAUGCCCAAGAUCGAGUGGCACCGAGACGGCAUCCUGCUGCAGGCGGACGCCCACACGCAGUUCCCCGAGGAGGGCAGGUUCCUCCAGCUCCAGGCCCUGAGCACAGCGGACGGCGGGGACUACAGCUGCACUGCUCACAACGAUGCGGGCAGCUCCAGCGUGGCCUUCCGUGUGGAGAUCCACACUGUGCCCACCAUCCAGCCCGGACCAUCUGUGGUGAACACCUCUGUGAACCAGACCGCCCUGCUGCCCUGCCAGGCCCGUGGCACGCCCCCGCCCGCCGUGAGCUGGCGAAAGGAUGGGGCGCCACUGGAUCCCGGGAACUCCAGGUUGGAAGUUCUGCCCGAGGGUUCUCUGAGGAUCCAGCCAGUCCUCACCCAGGAUGCUGGCCACUACCUGUGCCUGGCCUCCAACUCCGCCGGCUCUGACCGACAGGGCCGUGACCUCCAGGUCUUGGAGCCUCCAGUCAUCGCCCCUGGCCCUUCCAAUGUGACCCUGACUGCCCACAGCCCGGCCUCACUGCCCUGUGAGGCCAGUGGCUCCCCCAAGCCUCUGGUGGUCUGGUGGAAGGAUGGACAGAAGCUGGACUUCCACCUGCAGCAGGGCGCCUACCGGCUCCUGCCCUCCAACGCCCUGCUCCUCGCCGCCCCCGGCCCCCAAGACUCAGCCCAGUUUGAGUGUGUGGUGAGCAACGAGCUGGGCGAGGCCCGAAGGCUGUACCGGGUGACUGUGCAGGUGCCACCCACCAUCGCAGAUGACCAGACGGACUUCACUGCGGCCAGGAUGGCCCCUGUGAUCCUCACGUGCCACAGCGCAGGCGUGCCGGCCCCAGUCGUGUCCUGGAGCAAGGCAGGCUCCCAGCUGGGGGCCAGGGGGAGCGGCUACCGCGUCCUGCCUUCAGGUGCCCUGGAGAUCGGGCAGGCCCUCCCCAUCCAUGCCGGCCGCUACACCUGUACUGCCCGCAACUCUGCCGGCAUGGCACGCAAACACGUGGUCCUUGCUGUGCACGCGUCCCCUGUGGUGAAGCCGCUGCCCAGCGAGGUUCGGGUCAUGGCAGGGGAGGAGGUGCUGCUGCCCUGUGAGGCCUCAGGGGUCCCCCGGCCGAGCGUCACCUGGCAGAAGGAGGGGCUCAGCCUCCCCACAGGUGUGAGGACCCGGGUCCUACCCAGGGGACAGCUGCAGAUCGUCCACGCCCGUCCCGAGGAUGCUGGGAACUACUUCUGCCUCGCCCAGAACGGGGUGGGCAGCGCCAUGGGGAAGACGCGGCUGGUGGUGCAAGUGCCCCCCGUGAUCGACAACAGCCUCCCCGACCUGUCUGCCCCUGAGGGCUCCCACGCCCUCCUGCCCUGCGUGGCCAGGGGCAGCCCCGAGCCCGACAUCACCUGGGAGAAGGACGGCCAGCCCGUGUCUGCAGCCGGGGGCAGGGUCAGCGUCCAGCCUUCUGGGGAGCUGCUGGUGAAGAACUCGGAGGGCCAGGACGCCGGCACUUACACUUGUACAGCAGAGAACGCCGUGGGCCGGGCUCGCCGCCGAGUGCAUCUCACCAUCCUGGCGCUGCCUGUCUUCACCACCCUGCCUGGGGACCGCAGCCUGCGCCUCGGGGACAGGCUGUGGCUUCGCUGUGCGGCCCGUGGCAGCCCAACCCCCCGCCUUGGCUGGACCAUCAACGACAGGCCCGUCACAGAUGGGGUGUCUGAGCAGGACGGGGGCAGCACCCUGCAGCGGGCGGCCGUCACCAAAGAGGACAGCGGGACCUACGUCUGCUGGGCUGAGAACAGAGUGGGCCGAGUGCAGGCGGUCAGCUUCGUCCACGUGAAGGAGGCUCCAGUCCUACAAGGAGAGGCCUUCUCCUACCUGGUGGAGCCUGUAGGGGGCAGCAUCCGGCUGGAUUGUGUGGUCCAUGGAGACCCAGCACCAGACAUCCGCUGGACCAAAGAUGGCCUUCCGCUGCCCCGCAGCCGUGCCCGCCACUGGCUGCAGAACGGCUCGCUGACCAUCCUAAGGACCGAGCCAGACGACGCGGGACAGUACCAGUGCCUGGCUGAAAACGAGAUGGGCACCGUGAAGAGAGUGGUGACCCUCGUGCUUCAGAGUGCCCCAGUGUUCCAGGUGGAGCCCCAGGACGUGACAGUGAGAUCCGGGGAGGACGUGGUGCUGCGGUGCCAGGCCACCGGGGAGCCCAGGCCCACCGUCAAGUGGCUGCAGGCAGGUCGACCUUUGCAGACCGGCCAGCGGCUGCGGACCCUGCCGGAUGGGAGCCUGUGGCUGGAGCGCGCAGAGGCUGCGGAUGCCGGAGCCUAUGAGUGUGUCGCCCACAACCUCCUGGGCUCUGCCACAGCCCGGGCUUUCCUGGCAGUGAGAGAGGACCCCCAGGGGAGCCGGGGCAGCAUGGUUGGGGUGAUCAACGGCCAGGAAUUCGGCGUGGCUGCUCUCAACACCAGUGUGCAGCAGGAGGCGCGUUCCGGGGUCACCACCAUCCAGAGCAGCAUCAGCCACAUCCCGGCAAAUGUGGGGCCUCUGAUGCGGGUGCUGGUGGUCGCCAUUGCCCCCAUCUACUGGGCCUUGGCUGGAGAGAGCGGCGAGGCCCUGAACGGCCACUCCCUGACCGGUGGCAGCUUCCGGCAAGAGUCUCACGUGGAGUUUGCCACAGGGGAGCUGCUCACAAUGACCCAGGUGGCUCGGGGCCUGGAUCCGAACGGACUCCUGCUCCUCGAUGUGGUGGUCCAUGGCAUGGUGCCCGACGGCCUGGCUGACGCAGAUCUUCAGAUGCAGGACUUCCAGGAGCACUAUGUGCAGACAGGGCCCGGCCAGCUCUUCGUGGGCUCCACACAGCGCUUCCUCCAGGACAGCCUCCCUGCGCUCCUGCGCUGCAACCACACCAUCCAGUACGACGCAGCGCGGGGCCCCCAGCCCCAGCUGGUGCAGCACCUGCGGGCCUCCGCUAUCAGCUCAGCCUUUGACCCCGAGGCGGAGGCCCUGCACUUCCAGCUGACCACAGCCCUGCAGACGGAGGAGGAUGAAGUUGGCUGCCCCGAGGGCUUUGAGCUGGACACCCAGGGAGAGUUUUGUGUGGACAGGGACGAGUGCCUGGGCGGCCCCUGCUCCCACUCCUGCCUCAACGCACCUGGCCGCUUCUCCUGCGCCUGCCCGUCAGGCUUCACCCUGGCCUGGGAUGACAGGACCUGCAGAGACGUGGACGAGUGUGCGUGGGAUGCCCACCUCUGCCCAGAGGGUCAGCGCUGCGUGAACCUGCUGGGCUCCUACCACUGCCUCCCCGACUGUGGGCCGGGCUUCCGGGUGGCUGCUGAUGGAGCCAGCUGUGAAGAUGUGGACGAAUGCAUGGAGCAGCUGGACGGAUGCCACCACAGCCAGCUCUGUGAGAACAGCCCAGGCGGGCACCGCUGCAGCUGCCCCCGGGGGUACCGCACCCAGGGCCCCGGCCUUCCCUGCCUAGAUGUCAACGAGUGUCUGCAGCUGCCCAGGCCCUGCCCCUACCAGUGCCACAACCUCCAGGGCAGCUUUCGCUGCCUGUGCCCACCGGGCCACACCCUCCUCCGCAAUGGCAAGGGCUGCACCCUACUGGAGCAGAGUGCACACAAUGUGACCACCAUCAACUACCCGGGCCCCUCUGCGCCCUGGCUACAGCCCCGGGUGUCCGUCCCUGGCCGCCCCUUCCAUACCUGGGCCUCCCUCCGCCCAGGGCCGGGAGCCCUGAGCAGCGUGGACCGGGCCUGGUGCCCGCCUGGCUUCAUCAGGCAGAAUGGCAUCUGCACGGACCUGGAUGAGUGUCGGCUAAAGACCCUGUGUCAGCACGCCUGCCGCAACACCCAGGGCAGUUACCGCUGCCUCUGCCCUGCGGGCUACCGCCUCCUCCCCAGCGGCAAGAACUGUCAGGACAUCAACGAGUGUGAGGAAGGCAGCAUCGAGUGUGGGCCUGGCCAGAUGUGCUUCAACACCCGAGGCAGCUACCAGUGUGUGGACACGCCCUGUCCCGCCACCUACCGGCAGGGCCCCAGCCCCGGGACUUGCUUCCGCCGCUGCUCGCUGGACUGCAGCGCCGGCGGCCCGUCCACGUUGCAGUACCGGCUGCUGCCGCUGCCCCUGGGCGUCCGCGCCCACCACGACGUGGCGCGCCUGGCCGCCUUCUCCGAGGCCGGAGUUCCCGCCAACCUCACGGAGCUCAGCGUGCUGGAGCCCGACCCCCGCAGCCCGUUUGCUCUGCGCGCGCUGCGCUCGGGACACGGCGCCGUCUACACCCGCCGCGCGCUCACCCGCGCGGGCCUCUACCGGCUCACCGUGCGCGCCGCGGCGCCGCGCCACCAGAGCGUGUUCGUCCUGCUCAUCGCUGUGUCGCCCUACCCCUACUGAAGGGGAGAAGGUCAUCGGCUCCAGCUCGAUGGCUGGUGUGACCCCCGGGGGGUGGGGAGGAGCCGGGCCACCCCACCAUCCGGGCCAAGCUGCGGGAAGGACAGGGUGGCCCUGGUCCGUGACACCUGCUGUGGCAAGUGGAACGUCCUCUUCUCCGGCCCCGUGCGUCAGCGGAACUUUCGGUAAACACGGCCCUGCGAACAGCCUUGACCCCUGGACAGCGAGCUGCCCUUAGGUAGCACAGCCACAGGCUGGGGGCGGGGGAGGGGGCGUGAAGCCUCCUGGGACACUGGGAGGGGGCUGUCCCCAUCCACACCCACACUGUCAUCCUGAACCCAGUGUGUGUAAUAUAAAAGCAAGUGUUUCUAACCCA